CCCGCAGCGCGCCGCAAGGACACGAGCAACUCCGACCGGGCGCCACCGAGCCCCUCUCCCCUUUCGAUGUGCGGCUUUGGACAUGCGGAGGCUACUGCAACCGUGUUGGUGGAUCUUUUUCUUGAAAAUCACCAGCUCCGUGCUCCAUGAUGUGGUCUGCUUCCCCGCUAUGACUGAAGAUUAUGUCGGCUCCCUGCACGAAAGCAGACAUGGUAGUUCUGUGCAGAUACGGAGGCGAAAGGCUUCGGGGGAUCCUUACUGGGCGUACUCAGGUACCUAUGGUCCCGAGCACUGGGUCACUUCCAGUGAGAAGUGCGGAGGGUAUCACCAGUCUCCAAUCGACAUUGUAGACCAUCAGGCACAUGUUGGAGAGGAGUAUCAAGAACUGCAGCUUGAUGGUUUUGACAAUGAAUCUUCUAACAAGACUUGGAUGAAAAAUACAGGAAAAACGGUUGCCAUCCUUCUGAAGGACGAGUAUUUUGUGAGUGGCGCUGGGCUGCCAGGCAGAUUCAAGGCAGAGAAAGUGGAGUUUCACUGGGGUCAAAGCAACGGAUCGGCUGGCUCUGAGCACAGCAUCAAUGGCAAGAGGUUCCCUGUUGAGAUGCAGAUUUACUUCUACAAUCCUGAUGACUUUGACAGUUUUGGAACAGCAGUUCUAGAAAACAGGGUAGUCGGAGCCAUGGCUGUGUUUUUUCAAGUCAGUCAGAGGGACAAUCCUGCGCUGGAUCCCAUUAUCCAUGGGUUGAAGGGCGUCGUCCAUCACGAGAAGGAGACCUUUCUGGAUCCCUUUGUGCUGCGAGACCUUCUGCCGACGUCGCUGGGGAGUUACUACCGCUACGCAGGCUCCCUCACAACUCCCCCCUGCAGCGAGAUCGUCGAGUGGAUAGUUUUUCGGAAGCCCGUUCCUAUUUCUUACCAUCAGCUGGAGGCGUUCUAUUCAAUAUUCACCACCGAACAGCAAGACCAUGUCAAGUCCGUGGAAUAUUUGAGGAAUAACUUCCGACCGCAGCAAAGCCUGAACAACAGGAAGGUGUCGAAGUCUGCUGUGAAGGAUGCUUGGAGCCAAGAUAUGACAGACAUCUUGGAAAACCCACUCGGUACAGAAGCUUCCAAAGCUUGCAGCACUCCUCCUGUCAACAUGAAAGUGCAGCCUGUGAACAGAACAGCAUUGCUUGUAACCUGGAACCAGCCCGAAACAGUCUACCACCCUCCUAUCAUGAACUACAUGAUCUCCUACAGUUGGACUAAAAAUGAAGAUGAAAAGGAGAAGACUUUCACCAAGGACAGUGACAAGGACCUGAAGGCCAUCAUUAGCCAUGUCUCACCUGACAUCCUUUAUCUGUUCAGAGUUCAAGCAGUUUGCCGAAAUGAAAUGCGUAGUGACUUUAGCCAGACAAUGCUCUUUCAAGCUAACACUACUCGAAUUUUCGAGGGGACCAGAAUUGUGAAAACAGGAGUGCCCACCGCCUCGCCGGCCUCCUCAGCCGACAUGGCGCCCAUCAGCUCGGGCUCCUCCACCUGGACCUCCGCGGGCCUCCCCUUCUCCUUCGUGUCCAUGGCGACGGGGAUGGGGCCCUCCUCCAGCGGCAGCCAGGCCACCGUGGCCUCCGUGGUGACCAGCACCUUGCUGGCGGGGCUGGGCUUCAGCGGCGGCGGCAUCUCCUCCUUCCCCAGCAGCGUGUGGCCCACCCGCCUCCCCGCGGCGGCGGCCCCCACCAAGCAGCCGGGCCGGCCGGUGGUGGCCACCACCGAGGCCGCGUCCUCGCCGGGGCCGGAGCGGGACGCGGCGCUGACCAAGGACGGCGAGGGAGCGGAGGAGGGAGAAAAGGAUGAAAAGAGUGAAAGCGAGGAUGGGGAGAGGGAGCACGAGGAAGAGGAAGAAAAGGACGCGGAGAAGAAGGAGAAGAGCAGAGCGACCGAGGCUGCCGCGGACGUGCGAAAUAGCACAGAGCCGCCGCGGGCCACUGGUGCCCCCAAUAGGACUGCCGGGGAGGAAGGAAAUAAAACCAUAUCGGGUCAAGAGCAAAACCAAAACGUUGCCCCAACCGAUGGACGUCCCACGGAGGAGACUUCUGCAGCAGCAGAGCCUCAGCCCCCGCCUCUCCCCUCCACCCAAGUGCCGCCAGCGUUCACCGACGAACGUUACCUGGGCAAGAGCCCACGAAAACCAGAGACGACAAGGAAACCUUUUCCAAAGGAGGACCGCUUUCCAGAGGAAUACCCCUCGGAUAACAAAUUCAUCACCAUCAACCCAGCUGACAAGAACAGCUCCAGCAUGGCCACGAGACCUUCUCCUGGUAAAAUGGAAUGGAUCAUCCCACUUAUCGUGGUCUCAGCACUGACCUUCGUGUGCCUCAUUCUUCUCAUUGCUGUGCUUGUUUACUGGAGAAAGUGUUUUCAGACCGCUCAUUUCUAUGUGGAAGACAGCAGCUCACCCCGUGUGGUCCCCAAUGAAAGCAUUCCCAUUAUACCUAUUCCAGAUGAUAUGGAAGCAAUUCCAGUCAAGCAGUUUGUUAAACACAUCAGUGAGCUGUAUUCUAAUAACCAGCAUGGGUUCUCGGAAGACUUUGAGGAAGUGCAGCGCUGUACAGCCGACAUGAACAUCACUGCGGAGCACUCCAACCACCCCGACAACAAGCACAAGAACAGAUACAUCAACAUCCUCGCCUAUGAUCACAGUAGGGUGAAGCUAAGGCCUUUACCAGGAAAAGAUUCGAAGCACAGUGACUACAUUAAUGCUAAUUAUGUUGAUGGCUACAACAAAGCAAAAGCCUACAUUGCUACCCAGGGACCUUUAAAGUCUACAUUUGAAGAUUUUUGGAGGAUGAUUUGGGAACAAAAUACUGGAAUCAUUGUCAUGAUCACAAACCUUGUUGAAAAAGGAAGAAGGAAAUGCGAUCAGUACUGGCCAUCAGAGAACAGCGAGGAGUAUGGCAACAUUAUAGUCACGCUGAAGAGCACAAACAUUCAUGCCUGCUACACUGUGCGCCGCUUCACAGUCAGGAACACAAAGAUGAAAAAGGGUCAGAAAGGAAAUCCCAAAGGGCGGCAGAAUGAGAGAACGGUUAUUCAGUAUCACUACACUCAGUGGCCUGACAUGGGAGUGCCGGAGUAUGCCCUGCCUGUGCUAACCUUUGUGCAGAGAUCCUCGGCAGCCAGAACCACGGACAUGGGACCGGUGGUUGUGCACUGCAGUGCUGGUGUUGGCAGAACUGGUACCUACAUUGUGAUAGACAGUAUGCUGCAACAGAUAAAAGACAAAAGCACAGUUAAUGUCCUGGGUUUCCUGAAACACAUCAGGACACAGCGCAACUACCUCGUCCAGACAGAGGAGCAGUACAUUUUUAUUCAUGAUGCCUUGUUGGAAGCCAUCCUUGGGAAGGAGACUGAAGUAUCUGCAAACCAGCUGCAUAGUUACGUUAACAGCAUCCUCAUACCUGGCAUAGGAGGGAAGACACGACUAGAAAAACAGUUCAAGCUGGUUACACAGUGUAAUGCAAAAUACGUAGAAUGCUUCAGUGCGCAGAAAGACUGCAACAAAGAGAAGAACAGGAACUCAUCAGUCGUGCCGUCUGAGCGUGCUAGAGUGGGCUUGGCACCGCUGCCUGGAAUGAAGGGAACUGAUUACAUUAAUGCCUCUUAUAUCAUGGGCUACUACAGAAGUAACGAGUUCAUCAUAACCCAACAUCCGCUGCCACAUACAACUAAAGAUUUCUGGCGAAUGAUCUGGGAUCACAAUGCACAAAUCAUCGUCAUGCUGCCAGACAACCAGAGCCUGGCAGAAGAUGAGUUUGUGUACUGGCCAAGUCGCGAGGAGUCCAUGAACUGUGAGGCCUUUACUGUGACCCUUAUCAGCAAAGACAGACUGUGCCUCUCUAACGAAGAGCAAAUUAUCAUCCAUGACUUUAUCCUUGAAGCUACCCAGGAUGACUACGUUCUGGAAGUCCGCCACUUUCAAUGUCCUAAAUGGCCAAACCCAGAUGCUCCUAUAAGCAGUACCUUUGAACUUAUUAAUGUAAUCAAGGAAGAGGCCUUAACAAGGGAUGGCCCCACCAUAGUUCAUGAUGAGUAUGGAGCUGUGUCGGCAGGAACGCUGUGUGCCCUUACCACUCUGUCCCAGCAGCUGGAGAAUGAAAAUGCUGUUGAUGUUUUCCAGGUGGCAAAGAUGAUAAAUCUUAUGCGGCCUGGAGUAUUUACAGACAUUGAACAGUACCAGUUUCUUUAUAAGGCAAUGCUAAGCUUGGUCAGCACUAAGGAAAAUGGAAAUGGUCCCAUGACACUGGACAAAAACGGUGCUGUGAUGGCCAGUGAUGAGUCGGAUCCCGCGGAAAGCAUGGAGUCUCUUGUCUAAUUGGAAACCUGGAAAGGCACUUAAUUUGUAGAACUUCUGAAGACUGAGCGAACUUUUUUGAGGCCUUUUUUGCCAGACUCUAGGUUAUACAAUAACCCAAUUACUUUUUUACACUGAUAAAAGUUUUGAUAUUUAUUUUUUGCCAUUUUAUGUCUUAAUGGUAUCCUACUGAGCAUUUGCACCUCUGUUUAUUUCACACAGUGAAACGCAAUUUUAUCUAGUUUGCACUAUAUGAUCAGUGUUACUGCCUAUAAUAUUCUAAUACAAAACAAGCCCUGAUGUGACAUUCCAUGACAACAAACAUCCGCUUUUUUGUUUCGUUUAAAUGCAGUGAAGUUUUGCUAACUACAGUGACCCUCAAAUCUUAGAUCUCAAAUGCUAGGCCAGGUGGAUUCUUUCCAUGACAGAUACUGUACCCCUUCAUACCAUAUUUAUUAUUUUAAUGAUCACGUCACAGUUUUGGUAACUGUAUUCUGUAUUCCAGUGGAGUGGAUGAGCAAAGUUCAUCCUUUCUUGACAAAAUGUGGCAGGUGAUUUUUAGCUACAAUGAAGAUGUAACAGCCUUGUGGAGCUGAAACAAUUGUUUCUGUAUUGUUUCAAAUUACUGUUUUGUACACUCACAGGCCUAAGACUUGCUUCACAUAGAAUAUAUAAAUAACAUACAAUAUAAAUAUAAAUUAGAUGCAAUUCGUAUGUGGGACACAUUUACAGGUUUCGAAUUUACAGCUCCAAAGUUUCCCCAGUUAUUCAGGAAAAAUGUCAAUUUUAGUCUGUAAGCAGAAGAAAGUGCUUUGUUUUUAUUUUCGUCAGAGCCAAUACAGUGAGAAAUCUACUACAAUCCAAAAUCAGACCUGUUUUCAGAUAUAUUGAAGGUAGCAAUAUUUUACAUUACUAAGCUAUUCAAUAUUUUAAACACAUUAAUUUCCUUACUAUUUCUUGAACAUGACCUCACACCUAAUGGUAUGUUACAUGAUGACAGGCGUUUCUUAAUUUCAUAACUGUUAGAUGCCAUUUUUACAGGUGUGUAAUUUUCAUACUUUAGUGCUAAAACAUAAAGUACUGAUCCAUAUUUACUGGUGAAGCAAACUAAUAAAAAAACUACCUAUAAAGUUACAUUCUCCCUCUUUUUUUUGCCAAACUAAUCGUUUAGCACAAGCCUAUUUAUUCUGUUUUCCCUCCCACACCAAUGAUAUGGUUUUCCCCAGAUUAUCUAAAUAAUUCAGUUAUUGUUUGGAGCAUUUAAGUAUACAUCCUCAUUGGCUCCCUUUUUCCUUUGUAUUUGGUCGCAAUUCAACGAAGGUCCAUCCCUAUUUAACAGAAGAAGUAAGCACAUACUUAACUCUCCUGCGAGUUAAAGCUAACUGUGUCCUUCAUAGCUCUGCUGAAUAGGGAGAGGUUAUUGAAUCUGCCUUGAAAAGGAAAUGUGUUAUUUCAACCAUUCUGAUGUUCGGUAUACAGUUAAAGGCACUAUCCUUUAUAUAUGGCAUUAUUUUCUUUUCUUUUCGAUUGCAGCUGCACAAAACAUGCAUUGUAAUUUUUCAAAACUUGUCCAAAUGCUACAGCAUAUUUUUCAUUUAAAUGUAAAACUGUUAAUUUCUGCUGCCUGUCCAGUCUUUCUGAAAUGGAGACAUUUGGCAAGGCAAAACCCACUUCUUUUUUGGGAGGGGAGGGCAGGGAGGAAGCUUAGCCGAGCGGAGGGAAUCGUGUGCGUUUGCGCACGGAGGAAAGCUGCAAGGGAGCGGUUUGACAUUCCCCGGAGCAGGUGUUUGGGGCCAGAGCCUCACGAGGUACGAGCUGAAACGGCCUCGUCGAGAGCGGUGGAGCUAUGCAAACUGGUAUGUGCUGAUAUCUGGUCUUUUAUUUUUAACGAGGGAAAGGCUUCCUAAAGUAUUUAAGAGUUCGUGGUUACCUUUUACUUACCAGUUCGUUUAAUCCCUUGAUACAAGUGAUCCAAAUAACUGCUAAUGCUGAACAGUGUAAUACAGCCGUGGUUUCUGUAAGGAAAUCCCAUGCCCAGCGCCAGCUAGUCUGAAUAAAAAAUGUGCAAAAUGCUUCGAAAGAAUGCUUUGUAGCUUGCAGCCCCUUUGCCUUGGGACGCCCCAGCACCGAGGAGCGAGCCAGCGUAGUGCGAGGUAGGAGGUCAGACCAGCUGCCCAGUCAUGACACCCCAGAAGCAGUUAAGUUUCCAAGAACCACGGUCUGCGAGGGCCCGAAGGUUUGGCAGUGGGUCUGCUGGCCGCUGUGCACCGGUGCCCAGGCGCCGGUGCCCCAUGGCUAGAGCGAUCCCAGCCUGGGCAGUGCCAGCGCGUAGCACAGAGGGAUUCUGCUGGAUUUGAUCAGUUCGGUCUGGAGAAGUGAAGUUCCUGGGGAGAUGCAGGGAGAAGGAAAGAAGUCAUAGUUUUUCAUUUCAGUGGCUUGAUGGAAGAUACCUGUGCCUCAUGACACACUGCCUGACUAGCCUUGGUUUAAUUCCUUGUCUUCUCACAGGUUUUAAAAAUCAAUGACAGCAUGCCAUGGGGCUGACCUUUGGUAGAUGCUUUGGAAAUCCAUGCAUUUGCAUUGGCGUUUUCCCACACCUGAAACGCUUGCUCGGGGCUUGAUUCAUGGGGAAAUAACUUACACUGAUGUUCUAUGACUUCUCCAUGGAUUUUUUCUUAAAGGGGAUCAAGCCGAGUGUGAAGUCAGAUAGCCGAUAGAUGGUAGUGACGCAUUACGGUUGAAGGGGAUGAAGCUAGAGAUCGCUUGUGAAAGUCAGGAUUAAGAGUGCGUAAGAGCCAGAUCUAUCCUGAUGUAAGCAGCUGGCGUUCUGCUUCCUUUACAUGGCUUUGCACCUCUUCCCCAGGGCUGAAUGAGCCUGUCAGAAGGACUGAACGGGUGUUGAGAUCGGCGCUCGCAGAGCUCUGCUGGGAUGCUCUCGCGUGGCUGUCGAGCCAAAGUCAAGUCCCACACGCGUUCAUCACGGCAAACUGGCACUUCCCUGCUUUUGCCACGCUAACCUCACACAUUGCAGCCACUGCUCACCACGCGGUCGGGAUGGCUUUCAAGCAUCAGAAGUUCUCAAGCAACGUGCAGGCCUGCAAAUUAGGAGACCCUAAGUAUGGUCCACUGCUGUAAACUGUGAGGCUCAGCCCCAGCCCUGAGGAAUAAGGAAAUGAUGGAUUUAAGUGUGCGUGCGUGUGUCUACAUUUAGAAAGUAGUGUUUGGCCAUGCCCUGCUUGUGUACUCCACCAGCAGACCGUGUGAAAGACACACGAGACUUCUCGGAGUUGAGCCAAAAAUUAUAACCAAGCUUUCCAAGCGGGAAUGUUGGAGAAGUUGAAGUGUCUUAAUGUCUAAAUUGGUGACGUUGGCAGCCAAAUGCCCUAGUCCUACAACCACUCCUGUAUGAGAGUAACCUGAGGUAGGCAGGAGGGUCUGGGGGAGCCAGCAGGACUGCUCGGACGUGCAGGCUAGGCGGGCUGGUCCCUUUGCUGGGCCAAGGUCUGAAUAACUUUCAUUUAAAGCAGCGUUUGUCCUUAGUAUUUCACAGUGUCUGCUUCCAAAUAUGAAUUUAUGAACAGAAAAAAAACCCCAAAUCCUUAAACUACUUGCUGUGUGUGACUGUUUCUGUGCCGUGGUCUGUUCUAGGUUAGUGGAGUCAUUUACAGGAGCUGCAGCUUUUCACUUGUUUUUCCGAUUUCUGACUGCUUGAAUUGUUUGAACCCAGAGCCACAUACCCAAACAUUAGGCGAAUAAUCUUUAUGACACAGCACAACUGCCUUCUUAUUAGUCUUUUUUUUAAGCUGAUAUAUUUUAUUUAAAAGCUAAAAUAUAGAUACCAAUUCUACCAAAGAUACAUAUUACUAAUUCUCAGCAAAACAGAAACAACUUAAAAAAAAUUAAAAUGUAGUUGUCUUAAAGAUUUAGCAGUCUUUCUCCAAUUCAUGCCUUUUGACAUCAAAUCCUGUGUUCUGAAGUCUAUGUCAAAUGGUGCCAGUGAAUUUUUAUAUGAAGGGAAAAUGCCUAUUUGUUAAGCCACUGCAUUGCUUUUCUGCUUUUUUUUCUGUUUUUUUUUUUUUUAAGAGCUGUAAUUCAACUGUUACUGUUACCCCUUUGCUCUUCUUCUCUUUGUUGCCAGUCUAACAAUGUGAGCUACAUUGGCUUGGCUUAUCAAAGGAGAAGGCAUGCAAAAAUAGAGGAGGAGAAGGAACUGUAAUGAAGAGAUUUGGCCUCUACUUUGUCCUAGCUGUUAAACUGUUUUUAGUGUUUUUGUUAACUAUUUGCAAAGGGAAGCAUUUUCUACAGAGGAUAAUUAAUUUCAAGAAAAAUGUCUUGAGUUUUAAGAAUAAACGUCUCCAAAAGAGGAGAUAGUCAAUUUUAUACAAUGUCACAACUCUCCAACAUUUGGGGUAGUGACUUUUUUUGUUUUGUUAGAGCAUUUGAAACUAGCAAGCAGCCAUUGUUUCUAAAUACCUAAGCGUUCAUGUGUACUCAUAUUUUCUUUUCCCUCAUUUUUAAAUAGCAAAAUCAUUAAAACUGUAAAUAUUUUGUUGCUUGGAUAAGCAUCUUCUGGGAACUUUGUAUCUAUGGUAUAUAAUCAUAGAAUUUUAUAUUUUCAUAUAAAGCUAAUUUUUUUCUAGUUUCACCUCCUUCCUAGUUCUGUGGUGGCUACGUGACUACAUACCUUCUGUGCAUCAAGGUAGUGAGACACCAUCAUCACACUCCAGAAAGAUUCCCACACAUGUCAUUUCUUUGGGGCAGUGAUUGUGAAAGUUGGAUUUUCUUUGGAUUCCAUUGUCAGUGUGUGCAAUAGGAAUUAGACUUAGCCAGUCACUGGAUACGUUUGUCUCAUCGAUCCAUUUGGAAAAAAAAAAAAUGUGGUGUUUGGUUUUGGGACCGGGUGGGAGGGAGUAUUUUGAGGGAGAUUUUUGUUUGUUUGUUUUGUUCUGUUUUUCUUUUUUGUUUGGGGUUUUUUUGUAACUUGAAUCUUCUUUUUGUUAUGUUUAAAACUAUAUCAAAUCAUUCUAUUAUAGUGUUAUUUAAUAUGUAAAUUGUAUUGCUAUACAUAAAAUAAAGUAUGGUUUUUGAUGUA
This is a messenger RNA of Dromaius novaehollandiae (emu), 9422 nucleotides long. RefSeq names its product protein tyrosine phosphatase receptor type G (gene PTPRG). Gene Ontology annotation, biological process: protein dephosphorylation. NCBI's taxonomy places the organism in Eukaryota, Metazoa, Chordata, Aves, Casuariiformes, Dromaiidae. The transcript is spliced from 30 exons. The coding region runs from base 83 to 4351 and encodes 1422 amino acids. Gene Ontology annotation, molecular function: protein tyrosine phosphatase activity; protein binding. The record is from RefSeq and is a predicted model, not a curated record.